Diabrotica balteata is the source of this 1451-nucleotide messenger RNA. NCBI's taxonomy places the organism in Eukaryota, Metazoa, Arthropoda, Insecta, Coleoptera, Chrysomelidae. The record is from the annotation of a GenBank genome assembly.
AUGAAUAAUUUAAAAAAACAGGAUGUGGCUGAAGAAAAGUCCCAAGAAGCUUUGGGUUUGAUAAAUAAGGAUGUAGUUGCUGUUAAUAUUGGGCCAACAAUUGGAAAAAGACAUUCCCAAGUUCUUAUCCUUUCUAUUGUGCUAACUUGUUGUUUUGUUAUCAGAACAGCAUUGGCUGUUGCGAUAGUAGCCAUGACUGAUCCAACAGCCAGCAGCAACAAAGACAUACCGACUUACAAUUGGGACGAUAAAAGCUUAGUGAUGGCCUCAUUUUUAUGGGGUUACUUCAUUCCUCAAGUAGCAGCAGGAUACUUAUCUGAUAAAUAUGGCGGUAAAUGGUUCUUGGUUGUAAGUACCUCUAUCACUGCAGUAGCCGGUCUCAUGAUACCUUCAGCAGCUCUAUAUUUUGGCUCAAAGGGGGUAAUGGUUUGCCGAUUUUUACAAGGUAUAUCUCAAGGAUUUUUGUUUCCGUCAAUGCAUGGAAUAUUAGGCAAAUGGAUACCUGUUCCAGAGAGAAGUAGAUUGGGCACAUUUGUUUAUUCAGGUGCAACACUAGGUAUAUGUGCUUCCUUGAUAUUGACUGGAUACAUAUCUUCGACACGUUAUGGAUGGCCCAUGGUCUUUUAUCUCUUUAACACUGUCAUGUUGAUAGUAGUGGGUAUUUAUGCAUACAUUGGCAGCAACGACCCAAGUAGUCAUACGACAAUUAGCGAAGAGGAGAAGAAUUACAUUAUAAAUAGUUUAAACAGUGCGACUAAUCGGCACAACUUGUCGGUUCCUUGGAAGGAAAUGCUCACAUCUAAUGCGUUGAUUUCUGUGCUAGUUACCAAUGUUUGUUGUAACUUUACUCACUGGCUGUUUAUUUCGGAAACUUCUAUUUAUUUUGACAAGAUUAUGCACUUCGAUCUUAAAUCUAAUAGCACUCUGAUCGCUCUUCCUUAUAUAACGGAAUUGUUUUUCGGAUUUGGAAUGUGUUUCAUAGCAGAUUAUUUGCAUUCAAAGAAUAUUAUUUCUACAACUGUUAUAAGGAAAAUUAUGAAUAAUAUUGCUAUGCUUAUACCAGCAAUUGCCGCUUUUCUUCUAACUACCGCUGGCCAAGUGACAAAAACUAUGCCAUUUUGAGUAUGAUACUCGUCAACGGAUGUCAGGGAGCUGGUAAAUCCGGUCACGUAGUAAAUCAUAUGGAUCUGGCUCCUAACUUUUCAGGAAUUAUGAUGGGAUUUACCAACGGAUUUUCGGUAUUUUUUUCUUCGUUUGCUCCUGGUUUAACACACUUUGUUGUAAGGGAUGAGCACAACAUUAGUCAGUGGCGAAUUAUGUUCUACGUGACAGUGGGAUUAAAUAUAUUUGGUGUUAUAUAUAACACAUUGUUUACAUCGGCUAGAAGACAACCAUGGAACGAAGGAAAGACGCGAAAAGAAGAAAAAAUAGCUAUUAAAAUAACACCAUAG